Messenger RNA from Cooperia oncophora, 513 nucleotides. The record is from the annotation of a GenBank genome assembly. Lineage: Eukaryota; Metazoa; Nematoda; Chromadorea; Rhabditida; Trichostrongylidae.
AUGAAGGGUGAAAAGAGCCAUAUACGUUUGAUGGAGAUUGGACCGCGAAUGAAGCUGGAGCUGCUGAAAGUCCAGGAUGGAAUUGAUGAGGGUGAGGUUCUGUACCACAAAAUUAUCAAGAAAACCAGUGAAGAAUUAGAAGCACUGAAGAAAGAAGCACCAAAAAAGAAACUAUUGAAGAAACGAAGGGAAAAAGAGGUGCAGCACCGUGUAAUUCGCCGUCUAGAAAAAGCGAAGGAAAUGGCGAAGCAAGAGGAGGAGGAGCUCAAAGCGUUCAAAGAAAAAGCUGCAAGAAAACAAGCUGCUGCAACGGGGCAAACAGAAGAUAUCGAAAACAGCAAAGAGAGGGAUCGAGAGAUUGCUCUGAAUAGAGAGCGUGAAUUGAAACGUGGCAGCGGUGGCGGCGAAGGUCAGAACCGUCCAGUGGAACCGGAACGAAAACGUCGACGAAAAGAUUCCCAUGGCACGAAAGAGGGACCAAGGAAGCUAUUUCGUAAAGGAAUGAAAGAAUAA